ACCAAAUCGGAGCCUCCUUGAUUCGUCGCCGCCGUCUAUCAUCGCCGCUUGUGACUCCGAUGAGCAGCUAGGUUAUUGAAUCAGAGAUAAUGGCUGCUUCAAUGUCAAGAAGGAUUUUUCGCACUUUUGGAUCCUUAACAAGUCUAGGACGAGGCUCUUCACCAAAUUUGUCGGCGAAUACGUCUGGAAAUGGUUUAUCUUCUCUUACUAGUGAUUUCAAGUAUGGAAUGGCUUUACUUUCCAACCGAAAGCUCUCCACUUCUAUUCUGACUCCUGAUGAUACAUUUCCUUCUGAUUUACUUACGAAAAAGACCGUGCUUACACCAGACCGAACCAUAGGACAAUAUCAAGACUUGGUCAUUCCGGUGACAAAUUUUCAGAAUGAGGAGAAGGGUUUCAUGGUUUUAGCAGGUGAUGUCUUUGAUGUUCCAAUAAGGAAAGAUAUCAUUCACAAUGUUGUGCGAUGGCAGCUUGCAAAACGCCAGCAGGGAACUCAUUCGACCAAAACAUUAAGUGAGGUUAGUGGAACUGGUAGAAAGCCAUGGAAUCAGAAGGGUACAGGUCGAGCUAGACAUGGUACACUGCGUGGUCCACAGUUCCGAGGUGGUUGUGUAAUGCAUGGACCCAAACCAAGAAGCCAUGCGAUAAAGAUGAAUAAGCAGGUUCGACGGCUUGGACUGAAAAUAGCAUUGACAGCUCGAGCCGCAGAAGGAAAACUCCUCGUGUUCGAAGAUUUGGCAUUGCCUACGCAUAAAACAAAGAACAUUGUGAAUUAUUACAAUCAAAUGGAGAACACAAAGAAAGUCCUUGUUGUAGAAGGUGGUGCUAUUGAUGAAAAGCUGAAGCUAGCCACCCAAAAUCUACACUAUGUCAACAUAAUUCCAUCAAUAGGGCUAAAUGUUUACAGCAUUCUGCUACACGAUACGCUUGUUAUGUCCCGUGAUGCUGUGAAUAAGAUCGUUGAGCGUAUGCACACUCCUAUUAACCGUUGAAGAGACAACAAUGUCUUAAAAUAAGAAUACUAGGUCACAAGGAAGACAGUUCCAAGAAAUCCCGCAUGUAGUUUCUGUACCGGUUCAUGGUUUGUUAGCGUUUUGGUCAGGUUUUGCAAAUCUGGAAUGAUGAAAGAUUGAGUUUUUAAAUAAUGAAUGGUAAUACUAUUU
Messenger RNA from Arabidopsis arenosa, 1163 nucleotides. The record is from the annotation of a GenBank genome assembly. NCBI's taxonomy places the organism in Eukaryota, Viridiplantae, Streptophyta, Magnoliopsida, Brassicales, Brassicaceae.